AUGCCGAAGAUACGGACAACAAGGACAAAACAACCGCCAGAAGGCUUUGAAGAGAUCGAGGGUAUUCUGGAUGACUAUGCAAAGAAGAUGCGCGACGCCGAGAAUGAGACGCAUGAAGGCAAGCGCAAGACAGAGUCGUUGUGGCCUAUCAUGCGUAUAUCACAUACUCGUUCACGGUACAUUUACGAACUGUACUACAAGCGCGAGGCAAUUAGCAAAGAACUCUAUGACUGGCUCUUGAAGGAAGGCUACGCAGAUGCGAACUUGAUUGCCAAGUGGAAAAAGCCAGGCUACGAGAAACUAUGCUGCAUCCGUUGCAUUCAGACCAGGGAUAUGAACUAUCAAGGCUCAACUUGCAUAUGUCGUGUUCCUAAAGCUCAGCUCCGAGCUGGCACAGUAGUGGAAUGUGUGCAUUGUGGGUGCCGUGGAUGCAGUUCUGACUCGUAA
Sparassis crispa is the source of this 447-nucleotide messenger RNA. Its product is annotated as Pre-mRNA-splicing factor cwf14. The transcript is spliced from 5 exons. Gene Ontology annotation, biological process: mRNA splicing, via spliceosome. The record is from RefSeq and is a predicted model, not a curated record. The coding region runs from base 1 to 447 and encodes 148 amino acids. Gene Ontology annotation, cellular component: nucleus; spliceosomal complex. Lineage: Eukaryota; Fungi; Basidiomycota; Agaricomycetes; Polyporales; Sparassidaceae.